AUGGGUGGUGUGGGUGAAGAUAUGAGAGUAUUGGAAAGCAGAGAAUGGUACAUUGCGUCUUAUGCACCUCAAGGUGUUCCAAAUUCUGAUCAUCUCAAGAUUCGUACUGCCAAACUCUCACUAGCUCUUAAUUCGAUCCCCGAACGGCAUGUCGUUCUUGAGACCCUUUUCCUCUCCGUUGAUCCAUACUUACGCAGCAGAAUGACUGGCCGAGAAGACGGCCUAUACUUGCCCCACAUAUUCACUGUUAUUAUAGCAUUUGGGGUUGGAAGGGUAAUUAAGUCAAACGAUCCCAACUACAGUGAAGGUGACAUAGUGAUCAGCCCUGUCACACCUUUGGCUGAAUAUUGCGUGGUAUCAUCCCAAUCUAUAACAAGAAAGAUUGAUCCGCAUUCUGGGAUUUCAACGCCUGAAUAUAUCAGCUUGUUAGGGGUACCUGGGUUUGCAGCAUGGGUGGGAAUUGAGGUGAUAGCAGACCCAAAACCAGGGUCCAAUGUGUUCAUUUCAGCCGCAGCUGGGGGCGUUGGCAUGUAUGCCGGGCAGUUGGCCAAGCUAGAAGGCUGCAGGGUGAUAGGGAGCACGGGAUCAGAUGAGAAAGUAAGGCUCAUAAAGGAGGAAUUUGGAUAUGAUGAUGCAUUCAACUAUCACAAAGAGAAAGAUUUUGAUGCUGCUCUGAGCAAGUAUUUCCCAAAUGGAAUUGAUGUAUACCUUGACAAUGUUGGCGGUAGAAUGCUUGAGGCUGUUCUCAACCAUGUCAACAAGCAUGCAAAGAUCCCUCUUUGUGGCAUGAUAUCUGAGUACAAUAAGGCUUGGACUGAGAGAGAGGGGGUCAGGAAUUUGCUGAAUUUAGUCGGCAAGGAAGUGCAUAUGCAAGGGUUCAUGCUGGGCUCAUACAUGGAUCGUUUUGGGGAUUUUGCAAAGGAGAUGGAGGGUCACCUAAAGCAUGGCAAAAUUGGUUCUAAGAUCAAAAUCUUCCAUGGAAUUGAUAAAUUCUUGGAGAGUUUAGGAUCUCUAUUCACCAGCUGUAAUAUUGGAAAAGUAGUAAUCCAAGUUAACGAGUAA
This is a messenger RNA of Prunus dulcis (almond), 1062 nucleotides long. Its product is annotated as NADPH-dependent oxidoreductase 2-alkenal reductase-like. The record is from RefSeq and is a predicted model, not a curated record. Gene Ontology annotation, molecular function: 2-alkenal reductase [NAD(P)H] activity. The transcript is spliced from 6 exons. Bases 1 to 1062 code for a protein of 353 amino acids. Lineage: Eukaryota; Viridiplantae; Streptophyta; Magnoliopsida; Rosales; Rosaceae.